Molecule: messenger RNA, 1208 nt
Organism: Carica papaya (papaya)
Lineage: Eukaryota; Viridiplantae; Streptophyta; Magnoliopsida; Brassicales; Caricaceae
Source: RefSeq, a predicted model, not a curated record
GCUUAACUGCUGCUUCUCCCACAAAACUUCGCUUUCUCACUCUCUCUGUCUCUGUCUGUCCGUCUCUCUCUCUAGAUUUAAGCUGAAACUGCAAGAAAGAGAUCUCUGGAACUUGUUAGCGAAGUAAGGAAGUCUCGGGAGAGCAAGCAUUCUAGGGUUUUUACAUUUUAUUGAUAGCAGCACGUGCUCUUCUUUUCUCUUAUAUAUUCAAAAUUAUCUGGAUUUCGUGCUCCUUUACGCGUUUGAUGUGCGGAAAUCUUAGCUGAGAGCUAAUGCGGUUAACGAAUCACGCUCUCGUCAAGAUAUUAACUUGAAUUUCAUUUAAAAGUUUUGUUCAUAUUUUUUUGAAUGUUCAGUUCUUCGCUGGUGGUGUGUUUGUUGGGGAACUCACAGUUUGUCAAUGUUGAAUAUGUUUGGUGUGAAAUAGAAAAUGCACGUGGUACAGUGAGCGGAACUUGAUUUCUAUAUAGUUUUCUUCUUUUUUUUAAUGUCUUUCUUGGUGAAGAGAAAAUAUCCAUUUUGGAUAUAGUGUGAAAAUGCCGAGAGAGAAAUUGAGGGGAAUACUGUUCAGGAAGUUAUUCAGUUUAGGAGUGUGCUUUCGGCAUUCAUCAGGAGAAGAUCAUGCUCGAAUUGGUCAGAAAGGCUACUCGAGGGUGGUAUAUUGUAAUGAUCCAGACAACCCUGAAUCUAUUCAGCUCAACUAUAGGGGAAAUUAUGUAUCCACAACGAAAUAUACGGCAGCUAAUUUUAUUCCCAAGUCUCUGUCUGAGCAGUUUAGGAGGGUUGCCAACAUAUAUUUUCUUGUUGUAGCCUGUGUCUCGUUUAGCCCACUGGCGCCCUAUUCUGCACCUAGUAUUCUUGUUCCUUUGAUUGUGGUGAUUGGAGCUACCAUGGCCAAGGAAGGCGUGGAAGAUUGGAGAAGAAGAAAACAGGACAUAGAGGCCAAUAAUCGAAAGGUUAUGGUGUACAGAAAUUAUACCUUCACUGAGACAAAAUGGAAGAACGUCAGAGUUGGUGACCUUGUCAAGGUGUAUAAGAAUGAAUAUUUUCCUGCCGACCUGCUUCUGCUCUCAUCAAACUAUGAGGAUGGGGUUUGUUAUGUUGAGACGAUGAAUCUUGAUGGAGAAACCAACCUAAAAUUGAAGCAUUCCUUAGAGGAGACAGCGGUUCUACGUGAUGAAGAUCAUUUCAGAGAUUUAAAGCGUUAG